ACAAUUCGGUUGUUUGAAGGUUAGAAUAUCAGAAAAUUACAGGAAAUAAAACAUGUCUUUGAAAAAGUACCGAUCUUUCAUCAUUUGUUUGGUUGGCGCAUGAUUACAAAUUUAAUGUUAAUAGGCCGUGAUGUCCAUGAAGCCGUGUAAAGUGAUAAUUUUGAUGACACGUUGGUUUUAUUUUGUAAUUGUGAGUGAUCGUUAAGUGAUCAGAAAGAUCGGACAGUGGGAUGUUAUAAAAAAGUGAUGUUUUAUUUAGAUUAGAAAGUCAAUCGUACUCUACAAUAAGGAAAUCUAAGGUAAAAUACUCCUUUUAUUUCGUUCACUGAAGAAAACAUGGCGGACACAGUUUUGUAAAAGAGCGGUGAACGUGUGAUUCGUGUAACAUAGUUUAACGGCGUUUUCUUAGAAAACUAACGCUCAGCUCAUUUACACUGACAUAUCCUUGAUUGAAGAAUAUAUAUAUUGUAUAUAUAUGAGAGACUUACGGUACCAAAUACUUACCCCGAAAAUUUCUAUGCAUUUUCUUCUAGUGCACUGUUGGGACAUGUUUUUGAGUGUCAUUGAUACUUUAUAAUUUAUUCGGAGAUACAUUUUCUUAUAAUUAUUAGUUUCUUUUUGAUCCCCGUGUAUUUCUCGCGUUGUUACGACAAUCUCAGUUUUACAUACGAAUUUUGCAUUGUCGAAAUAGCAUAGUCCUUAAUGAAGGACAGAGAAAAAGGUAAAAAUGUAAUCUGAUAGAUUGAGCUUGCACUAUGUGAAAAGAACUCAGUUUAUCACUCAGGCGUUAUUAAACGAAAGUGGUUACCAUGGAAAUAAAGACACAAAUCAUUGUAGCUGUUUUCACAGGUCUAGCUGGAAUUCUUCUUGGAAUCUUUAUGGUUGUAUUUGCCGUAUGCUACAGGCGCAGAAGUCUUAGCGCCAACUAUGGACAUGUCAAUUACCGCAAACAAGAAGCAGACGAUAGAGUUAGCAUGCAUUUCGGACAAGGUCAUAGACGAAAUUAUAAAAAACACUCGUCGUCUAGCAUUGACAGAAUCUCCCAACAAUAUGAAAGGGAAAACCUUAAUGAAAUAGAAUUGAGGCCUAAUUUACAUCAGGCAAAAUGGAAUAAAAGGUCGAAAAGGGCGAGUAGUUCCGAUAAACGCAAAACUUUCAAUAACGAAAAUGACAAUGGAACUAAAGUAGAUUUCAGAGCAGAGAGGCUUGACUUACACAUUCCACGUCCGCAUACGUGGUCCGAGGAGUACCACAAAGAACUGACAACACCAUAUUCUAAUACAAGGCGCCAUUCAAAUGUUGAAAUUCAAAUGCGCCACAUCCCAAGGCCAAUCGUGCGGCCGUACAAAAGUGAACUGUUUGAAGAUAAUGAAAGUACAUACGACUAUAUCCACCUAGCGGACCAUCAAACAGGCGACAUGGCCAGUCACAGAAGUUCAUGCAAAAUUGACUUUUAUUGACAAUGAACCAUUAUUGUAAGGUUUCCUCCUUAAACUGGGACCUGAAAUGUUCUCUACACAUAGCAUGUUUAAUCUCAAUAGGCAACUCUGUUGUUAACUUUAUCUGAACACUGGUAAUGUUUGAUCUAAAUUUUGAAGCUUGAUCGGCACAUAUUGUGACCAUUUUUCAAAUAUAAAACAAAUGCUCGGAUACCUGCAAUGUGUCGGGAGAUGUCGAACCUCUAAUGGGUGAUUAAGAUGUAGUGAUCAAAAAAGGUGCAACGUGUGAGACAGUAUAUGUGCAUUAAUUCGUGCAGGGUAUUCAUAUCAAAACUUAUAACACAUACUCCGCCCUCCAUGCUGGUCUGUGUAGGGUAACUGGGUAUAUAUCUUACAAUCUGGAAUAAGUUGUUACCUUGACUUCUUACCUAUAAACGAUCCACAUGAUACCUGAAUUCUCUGAUUAUUGAUCAGAACAGUUUUCAGCCCCAAGACCACUGUACAUUGACCAAACAGAUUUCUGUAGGCAAUAACAUUAUAAAGUUUGACAGCUAAAGUGUUUCAUAUACCUUGUAUCAAAAUUGUUCAUGUAUAAUUUGACUGUAAUUUCAAAUGUAAACCAGGUUAUCAUACAAAAUAGUUUAUCUAAAGUGAUGUUAUCACUAUAAACGGCUGUAUUGUUUUAUCAAGUGAUAAACUGUCUGAAUGAUAAAGGGUAAACUUUAAAGUCAUUUUCAAAAGAUGAACAUAAUACAGGUGUUUCAUUUUAUCUUGAACAAACCAAAUAUAGGUUAGAUAUUAGCACAGAAUGAGAAAUUAUAUCUAAAAACCUAAACCAGUAACUGAUGUUGACACCUGUGGACCUUGCAGUCAAUUUCCUUAUUACAAUAUGGUUUAUAACUAAAAGAAGCCAAGCAUAUUUACUCAGGGCAAUUGGCAGAGUUACUACCGAAGGUUUUGUUUUUGUCAUAGAUUGCUUAAUCAUUCUUUAUAAAUAACAUAUUAAGUAACUUUGCCAAACCUAGGAGUAGGUGAACAAUUAAAACUUUAACACAUUGUAUUUGUAUUUAAACAUCCUGAUACUUAAAUAAAACUUUUUAUUUCA
Molecule: messenger RNA, 2544 nt
Organism: Mercenaria mercenaria
Lineage: Eukaryota; Metazoa; Mollusca; Bivalvia; Venerida; Veneridae
Exons: 2
Coding region: 810-1460 (216 amino acids)
Source: RefSeq, a predicted model, not a curated record